AUGUCGCCAUCUCGGACGCGUUUGCAGGGCCAUCGCAAGACCACUCCUCCCGUGAAGUUCCGAGACGAGACGGCGAAGUUUCUGUCGAUGUCUCCUGGAAAGGGCUACGAGACUGAGACGUCCUUGAGCCCGCAGGAGAAGCAGUAUCUCUGUCAAGUGGGAACCACUACAAAGACCAAGAAUCUAACUCCGAACCCCGACCUCAGCUACUCCCAAAACUCGACAUGGACGGAAGUUUCUACAAUUUUCCCUUCUCUCAUACCAUACCAACGGGAUCUCGCUGGCUCCUUUUUCCUCACCUACGUCACUAUCGUUGGCCGCAGCGUGGAGUCAACCCGCGGGUUCGUCGAGUUAUGUUUUGCGAGUGAUCCCAGGUCCACCGCCCAAGAUCGCUCCCGUCGGGGAGGGCACACGUCCUUCUCAACAGGCUUUGGCCCAAGUUUCUGA
Messenger RNA from Exophiala oligosperma, 447 nucleotides. RefSeq lists its product as uncharacterized. The record is from RefSeq and is a predicted model, not a curated record. Bases 1 to 447 code for a protein of 148 amino acids. The transcript has a single exon. NCBI's taxonomy places the organism in Eukaryota, Fungi, Ascomycota, Eurotiomycetes, Chaetothyriales, Herpotrichiellaceae.